This is a messenger RNA of Atta colombica, 880 nucleotides long. RefSeq names its product jmjC domain-containing protein 7 (gene JMJD7). The transcript has 3 exons. Gene Ontology annotation, molecular function: 2-oxoglutarate-dependent dioxygenase activity. The record is from RefSeq and is a predicted model, not a curated record. The coding region runs from base 1 to 876 and encodes 291 amino acids. NCBI's taxonomy places the organism in Eukaryota, Metazoa, Arthropoda, Insecta, Hymenoptera, Formicidae.
AUGGGUUCAUGCUUAAGUGUUGGCUACUGUUUCACUAAACCGCCGUCUGAUUCUGUGUCGCCACCAUCAAUGCAGAGUUCUUGGCUGAGUAAAUUGUACUUGCAAAGCGAAGUUGCAGAAAUAAAUCACUCAAUUACGCCACUUGCCUUCUACCGAGAAUAUGUUUCGAAAAAUGUACCAUUAGUAAUAAGAGGUGCAAUAAAACAUUGGCCUGCUAUAAACAAAUGGUCUAUACCAUAUUUUCGUAAAGUGCUUGAUGACGAAAAGAUUUCAGUCGCUGUUACGCCAAAUGGCUAUGCAGAUGCAGUAAUUAAAGGAGAUGACGGUAUCAAGGAAUUUUUUGUAAUGCCCGAGAAACGUUUACUUACAAUAUCAGCGUUUCUUGACACAUUAGAAAACACGAUAGAAAACAGCGUAUUUUAUAUACAGAAACAAAACUCGAAUUUUAUACACAACUUUUGUAAGUUGUGGCCAGACGCAGAAAUUGAAAUAUCGUGGGCCAGCGAAGCAUUUGGAAAGCAUCCUGAUGCUGUAAACUUUUGGAUGGGAGACGAAAGAGCUGUAACUUCUAUGCAUAAAGAUCCUUACGAAAAUAUAUAUUGUGUUGUGUCUGGUGAAAAAAACUUUAUUUUACAUCCUCCCACGGAUUUACCAUGGAUUCCACAUCAAAAUUAUCCAUCUGCUGUUUACAAGGAACACAAACCCGGGAAAUGGAUUAUUGAGUCAAUCAAUGAUACGCUUGAUUCAGGAAGAAUCACAAAUUUAACAUCAACGCCAUGGAUAUGUGUAGAUCCUUUAAAUCCGGACUACGAAAAGUUUAGUGACACUAUAUAUAGCGUUUUUUAUUUUCAAAGUGACAUUUAUUUUCAAAAUUAAUAGA